Molecule: messenger RNA, 4882 nt
Organism: Xiphophorus maculatus (southern platyfish)
Lineage: Eukaryota; Metazoa; Chordata; Actinopteri; Cyprinodontiformes; Poeciliidae
Gene: gria4a
Product: glutamate receptor 4
Exons: 11
Coding region: 379-1692 (437 amino acids)
Biological process (GO): modulation of chemical synaptic transmission; synaptic transmission, glutamatergic; monoatomic ion transport
Cellular component (GO): AMPA glutamate receptor complex; postsynaptic membrane; dendritic spine
Molecular function (GO): AMPA glutamate receptor activity; transmitter-gated monoatomic ion channel activity involved in regulation of postsynaptic membrane potential
Source: RefSeq, a predicted model, not a curated record
AUUUUACUGAGAGAGACAGAAAGAGGGAGAAGAGGAGGGCGUGUGGGUGAGAAAGAGGCGGUGGGGCGCGCAUGUCCAGUUCUUCAAUGCAGCCUGUUCUCCCAGCUCGCCAAUCAUUCCGACUAGUUUCCCCACUCUUCUUCUCCCCCCGCGUCUUUACAUGUGCGCCGGAUUCACAGCUCUCCUGAGCGGACACUGCAGGGGAAGAAAAGGGACGAAUUCAACAUGGAAUAUAAAUCCUAACUGGGGGAAAUAAAAUAAAGCGAGGAUAAAAAGAACCCUUCUCAUCCUCUGACGCGUUUUUAUCUCUUGUACAUCUUUCCCUCUUUCUAAAUGUCUUUGAACAGUUUCUGAAGGUAUUCGAGGAAAGGAACAAACAUGAGGAUUAUUCUUUUUUCUUGGCAAUUUCUUGGGGUGUAUUCCGCCCUUUAUUGGGGACUGGCGACAGGGGCUUUCCCCAGCUCAGUGCAGAUAGGUGGACUGUUCAUUAGGAAUACAGAUCAGGAAUACACAGCAUUCCGACUAGCUAUCUUCCUUCACAACACCAGCCCUAACGCUACGGAAGCUCCCUUUAACCUGGUCCCACACGUUGACAAUAUAGAGACAGCCAACAGCUUUGCAGUGACCAAUGCGUUUUGCUCACAGUAUUCGAGGGGGGUCUUUGCCAUCUUUGGCCUUUACGACAAGCGGUCAGUGAACACGUUGACGUCGUUUUGUGGAGCCCUGCACAUCAGCCUGGUGACGCCCAGCUUUCCCACUGAGGGCGAGGGACAGUUCACGCUGCAGCUGAGGCCGUCCAUCAGAGGAGCUCUGCUGUCCCUGCUCGACCACUAUGACUGGAACCGAUUUGUCUUCCUAUAUGACACAGACCGAGGUUAUGCAAUACUGCAGGCAAUUAUGGAGAAAGCGGGGCAGAAUGCAUGGCAGGUGAGCGCAAUCUGUGUGGAGAGUUUCAACGACGCAUCGUACCGCAGGAUCCUGGAAGACCUGGACCGAAGGCAGGAGAGGAAAUAUGUGAUCGACCUAGAGCCUGAGAGACUCCAGACCAUCCUAGAACAGGCCGUCAGUGUGGGGAAGCAUGUUAAAGGUUACCAUUACAUCAUAGCAAACCUGGGAUUUAAGGACAUCUCCCUGGAAAGAUUCAUGCAUGGUGGCGCCAACGUGACUGGUUUCCAGCUGGUGGACUUCAGCAAAGAUAUUGUCAUAAAGCUCAUGCAGAGGUGGAACAAACUGGACCAGCGAGAAUAUCCUGGAUCUGAAAGUCCACCUAAGUAUACCUCAUCUCUAACGUAUGAUGGUGUUCUUGUAAUGGCUGAGGCCUUCCGCACCCUCCGCCGUCAGAAAAUUGACAUCAGUCGCCGUGGCAAUGCUGGGGACUGCCUUGCUAAUCCAGCGGCUCCCUGGAACCAAGGGAUAGAUAUGGAGCGAGCACUAAAACAGGUGCGCAUUCAGGGCCUUACUGGAAAUAUUCAAUUUGAUCACUACGGUCGGAGGAUCAAUUACACUAUGGCCGUGUUCGAACUGAAAAGCAAUGGACCACUAAAGAUUGGCUACUGGAAUGACAUCGACAAGCUUGUGUUGGAACAGGAUGGAAAUGGUCUUUCCAGUGAAGGCUCCCUGACGGAGAAUCGGACGGUUGUCGUGACAACAAUCAUGCCUCUGAUGAUGAGGAAGCCUCUGCUGCGACACUGAUCCCGAGUCUGCAGACAAAGCAUGGGAAUGAAACACAGCCUCAGCAAAGACCCAACAGCCAGACUGAUACUGAACCUGUACAGAGACUCUUUUUUUUUUUUUUUUUUUAUGUUGCUUUUCCCAUUGUAUGUUACUUUUAAUGGUUUCGUCUGGAGUCACUGUUUCACUUUGAAAUGGUUUGCUCCGCAGUGACACUGCCACAGAGCGUAGAAGAAAAGCAGGAUCAGGAGUCGCCUGGGUUGUGUUGCUUUACCUCCCUCAAGAGAAAAGUCUCAGUUGGACUGUAACUGAGCAAGAGUUUCUGUAGCAUCUUUUAAGGUUUGACAUUUGACUGCACAAUGCUAUUCUUGGUUUGGUAUUCUCAACCACAGAACUGACAAUUGAUGUAAAAGAAACACACUUAUUCCUGUCUUUAAAGGAGGAAGUGGUAAUAUCCAAGAGAAACAUGUUUUUUUUUUUCUUAAGUAAAAUAAAAUCUGCAAAUGCUAUGUAGUGCCAAAAAGCAUCAUACCUGACAAAUUUCAGAAACUUAUCAGUUCAUCACACUGCAGAGAAUAUCCUCAGUACUGUAAAAUAAGUAGACAAAAGCACAAUCUUACAAUUUUCUGCUUACGUCUCACUUAGACACCACUCCUGGCUAACUGUGUGGCAGUUUUCAAUGUUAAAAAAUGUGAUUCCUUUGUUUUAGAAUCAAAUUUGAUUCUAAAGUCUUUUUGGCUAAAUGACCAGCUGACAAUGAGGUUGUCAAAAUGGGCAAAUAUGAAUAGAUUAUAUUCCAUAAUUAGAGUAAUUGUAUAAUAAAGUGAGCAUAUUGAGAAGUUCACUGGUCGAAGCUGUAACUGACUGAAUGCCUGGCACGCUUCUCUCUGCUUAUCUGCAUAAAUGUCUCCAAGGCAAAUUAAAUAUCCUGGCAAAUCGAAACAGUUUAACAUGACAGUCUUUUUAAAAUGCUGAAUUGAUGGAGGGUCUGUUCUGGUUGGCAGGUUGAAUGAAUAGCUGGACAGAGGCAGUUUUGCUGUGUACUGACUGGCCAACUGGAUUGGAUAACAAGUUCUAUCUGUCUUUUUGGCUUCAGUCAGAGUUUGUUUCAUGUCUUAUCAGCCCCAACCAUUUGCUUCUACAAAGCUUGGUUCUCUUUUUAACUCUUCGAUUUUCCUCCUAAGGUAUGUUUUAAGCCACUCUCUUCUUUGUUUCUUUUUUCUUCCUUUCUCAAUAUGUUUUUAUGUAUGUUCUUCCUCCAAGCACAACACAAUUUCCCUUAUUUUCUCCUUUUCUUUUUUGUAUUCCUUGGAGUAAUCUUUUAUUUGUUAGCUUUUUUUUUAUUUUGGAGGAAGGCAUCAUCACCCUCCUUGCACCGUUCAAGAAAGCACACCUAUAAACACAAUUUUCAUAAUCUUUCUUUUCCAAUGUCCUCUUUCAACCUUUUGACCUCAUUACUUCUAAUCUUGCUGCCUCUUUUCUCAGCUUAUUUGAGGCCUCUCCCCAAAUUGUGAUGCCACCUUGAAAAUCUCCCAUAGAUCACAUUUUCCUCUCAGAAGCAUCACAAACUGUAAAUGCACUUCCACACAGAGAAACGUCACAGCACUGAUGCUCUUAUAAAUGGUCCUGACUCCUACUUAUACGUUUUGUUUCCAUUUUUCUCAUUUUUAAAAUAUUAUUAUGCUUUAAAUUUCAGUUUGGCUCAAUUCCUGUCAAUCUUUAGACUCAGCCUUUUUAACAGAUCUCUAAACAAGAUAUACAGCCACAUAUUUGGCAUUGACCAACAUAUACCUCGAUUGCACACUUUCCAUAUCUGGUCCAUCUCCACAUUGUGUUGGGAUCCAUUCUUUUCCUUAUCCGAUCAGUCUCAGUGUAGGACUUUUUAUUCUUUUGUAUUUUCCAAACACCAAGCUGUGUCAUCAGACACCACAGCAUCCUAGUUUUACCUCUUUUUCUAAAUGAAUUAUUUGUUGGUUUAGAUUGUGUUUAACAUUUUUGUUUGUUUGUUUAGAUUUGUUGAAUUAGUUAAUGUUUGUGCAGUAGAGUCUACUUAUUUACAACACUUUACCAACAUUUUAGCUUUAAAAUAUCAAAUAAUGAAAUAAAAAAAUGUUAGGCAAUAUACAAUCCUGUUGUACUUUUUGCACUCAAGACAAGAAUUUGAGUUCUGCUCAUUAUCCCCAGAGUGGUGCUGAUGGCUCUGCAGAUCUGUUAAAGGGAAUUAAUUGUUUUGUUGGUCAUUGACAUUAUGAAUCAUGUUGAGUCAAUUAAAUGAGCCCCAGGAAUUUCUAAUGUCUCUAAUAAUAGCAUUUUUGCAGGGGAGGUGGGAAGGGCUCUUUUCUGUGUGUUUUGACAUUAAGAGUAAUAAUUACUAAUUUAAUGAUAAUGGCAAUGUUGUUUUAGAUAAUUAUAGUAAAUUGUCAUAGGAAAUGACAAUUUUCCUAUGAAAAAGAAAGUUAUAAUUUAAUUCUCAUUUGAAUAGAAAUAAAGAUUUGAUUUAACAAACUAUUUUCAAAUGACUUAGAGCUGGUUGCAUUCAUGGUUUCCUUCAGUCAUUUACAUGUACUUUAGUUUUGAGAUAAGUGUUUAAUUUUAAAACUUAACCAGUAAAACUUAUGUGAUCACUUCAGUAAAGCAUGGUGUCAUUUUACUGUGCAAUGUUAAUAUACCUUUUUUGUCAAAUACAUGUAUUUACAUAGCUUUCUAUUCACUGAAGUAAGUACAAGAUAUAACAUAUCCUUGUUACACCAUCACUUACAGUAUGUCCCCUGCAUUUAGGAGAAUCUAAAGAUUCACAACACAUUAAAUAAACCACACCAGUAUCACAUGUUUACCACUUCUAUUAAAUUUGACCAAAGGCUAUUAAAAUCUUGAAGCAAUGACUUAAUCUACUGCUACACUGUGCAGGCAUUCAGUCAGCACUGACAAAGGUUCACUCAUAUCUGUCACACUCAAUACCUGUGAUUGGUGACCUGACAGUGGAGCUGUUAUUUUCUGACUAAUUCAGUUUAUUCACCCAUCUAUUGUUGAUACUCACUUGUCGUUGUUGGGCCGGGGGAUGUUACACACCUCUUCCCCAGCAGUCACUGGAGAACUGAUGUGAUACUUACACUACAUCACGGGGCAACACAGUGAACUCUUACUUAUAAAGUUCAAGUUCAGUUAUUAGGCAAAUUGCUAAAAAAAAAAAAAAAAAAGAUUCUGUCUAAUU